Chara braunii is the source of this 3029-nucleotide messenger RNA. The record is from the annotation of a GenBank genome assembly. NCBI's taxonomy places the organism in Eukaryota, Viridiplantae, Streptophyta, Charophyceae, Charales, Characeae.
UUAUAACCAAGGCUAUGACCGAGGGUUUGGUAGGAGUGACGGAUAAUGGAAUGGUCAGGGAUUCGGACGAGGUUGGGUGGAUUAUAGUGAAUGUACUUGUACUUAUUGUCAAAUUAAAGGUCAUACAGUAAAGAGAUGCCAUGUUAGAAAGAUGGACAAACUGAAUGAGAUAAUUACGUCCAGCAUGGAUGGGGAUAUGUACGAUAAGUGGGGAACUCUCAUUGACCCAAAGAUCCUUGGAGGUACGAGGAAGGAGGCACUCAGGGUUGCAGGGCUAGGAUCCAAUGCCCCCGCCAUGUUCCGGAUAUGGCAGAAAAAGGAGGAUCCAUUUAUCAAAGUCGAAGAUGUGACUGAGCUGGGGGAACAAUUAAGGAAAGGACUAAAAAUAGACCAGGAAGAAGAGGAUGCCCCGUUGAUUGAGCUUAAACCAAGAGAGGAUGAAGUAGUCAGGGAGUCACCGAAAGACACCUUAGAGAGGAUGGAAGACCUGAUAGGUAAGAUAGGAAGACUGAAUACCCGAAUGAUGGGUAUAUGUGAGGAAGUCAAAAUUAUGGAGUUAAGAGUCCCGCACGUAUUUACGAUGAAUCAAGGAAGUGGAGGAGAGAGACCCCGAGAACCAAAUUCAAUGGCACUAAGGGCUAGCUUGGUUGCAGGAUCUGAAGCAGCUUACCAAGCCCUUAAAAAUUUUCUGCCACAUACCGCUCGCCGGGCGAAAGGAGGUAGUACAACCAAGGAGCAAGAGCAGGCUCCGCCGCCUCCUCCUGAGGAACCCUCUAUCGAUAUAGGCAAGGGAGAGAAAAACCAGGAUGAGCAGCUGAGGGAAGAAGAGGAUAGGAAAGCUGAGCAGAGAGCCAAGAAGCGAAAACAGGGAGGUAAGGAAGGAAAAGAAAAGGUCGGAGAAAAAUCCAAGAAAAAGUGGAAAUAUCAGACGUCUUUCGAAGAGGGAGUAGAUCUAGAGAAUUUUGUGAAUAAACUUCUUGACGGACAUAACGACCUGCUGAAAUUGAAGGAGAUUUUGGCAAUAGCUCCAAAGCUCAGAGAGUUGGUCAAAGCGAAGUUGGUAAGGAAAAAAGUGGCAACGGUAAGAUUGGGGGAUUUGAUUCCCAAAGAGGCAAAUUGGACCGUCGUCGGGAGUAAAAUGGAUUGGAAGUCCGUAGGGACAGGUUUUAUCGAAGUUAAUAUCAGAGGAAGAGCGUGCUCCAGAAUGUUAGAUACCGGAGCAGAAAUGAAUAUUAUAAACUUAGAGACGGCGGAAAGAUUGAGACUAGAAGUCGAUAAAAGUGACUUUGGAUACCUCAAUGGGGCCAGUGGGAAGUCAGGCCAUACAGGUGUCACCUCAAACGUCAUUGUGGAAGUUGAGAGGAUUAAGGUCUGUUCCUGCUUCUACGUCAUGCCGAGUCUGGAUCUUCCCAUAUUAUUGAGAAGGUCCUUCCUGUCAAGGUCAGAAGCAGUCCUCAUAAAUAAACAUGAUGGAACUAUGUAUGCCAUAUCGUGCGACCCGGUGUGUGGGAAUUUCGAGGUACUCACAUGUGCAAACACAGGGCCCCACUAUUCAAAGAACCGUCUCAAUGCAGGGUCGUAUACAUUUGAAGAAUCUGAGGACAAGAAAAGAGAAUUAGAGUGGGGAUCAGGCGAGGAAGAUGAGGAUGAAGAAGAUGAGGGACUGGUUCUGAGCUUGGCUAAUACAGACCAAGCGAUGUGCAUGGUCUCAGCCUAUGCGAUGGCCGACCAAGAAGUCAUCAUGGCCUUGGCCGACAGACUGGGAGCGGCAAUGACACGGAAGGGAGGGGUGGCGGGGCCUUCCAGGCCAGCCUCUGGCAAGGAACGGCGACGGGGAUCACGGCGGGUAACCAGGGACGCAGAUGGAAUGCCGAUCUACAAGAAGGGGGACAAUUUGAGGUUGUUCCUAAGGGAGUUCGAGGAUCACGCGUUCGGGUGGGAAUGGGAUACCCCAACCAUGUUGUCCAAAGUAAAUGGUGUAGGGGAGUGUCAAUUAAAGAUUGAAGAAAUUACCACCGACUGCCUGGGAUGGAUGACAUUCAAGACAGAAAUGUGGGUUGAGUAUGGGGACCUGAGGAGAGACGGGAUCAAGGAUGAUAUAAUCUUUUAUGGAACAAAUGUGGAGGAUUUCGAGGACAGUCUGACUCUGUAUGCAGAAAGGAAGGGGUGGAAGGAAGAAGAGAAGCUGGAACAAGUAAUGGCAAGAGUGGACCCCAUGGAAUAUGAGAGUAUGAGGAAGAUCAAAGAGGAGGGCUCUAAGCUACGGUCAGACCUGGAUAAGCUGAUCCGGCUGCAUGAGCUGCUUCGGGAUGACUGUGAGUGGCUCCUUGAAGGAGGAGUCGAGGUAGCUGAGAAAUUGGAGGGAGCAGGAAGGAGUCAGAGAGGGAAUGACGAGGAUGGAAAGAUGGAGGCUUCGAUUAAAGAACUCCAAGAAAUGGUAAAAGAGAAGGAGGAAUUACUCAAUCAGGGAGUAGCAAGUCACAUCCCUGAAAUCCUGAAGGAGAUCCAGGGAUUGAGAAAAAGGGAAGAAAGCAGGGAUGCACAGGUGGAAAAGAUGGAAAAAGAAGUGGAAAGCAUGAGGGUUGAAAUGAGCAAGGUAAGGGAAGAACAGCAAGAGCUUAAGAAGCAAGUGGAGGCGUUGAACAUUGCCCUGGAUAGUAAGAACAAUGAAGUGGAAAAAGAGAGGGUUGAACGAGAAAAGUUGGACAAGGAAGUUGGCAAGCUGGAAGGGAAGGUCAAUAAGCAGGAAAAGGAGAUGGAGGCUCUCAGGAAGGUUAGUCAAGAAGGAGGAGCAGAGAUGCCUACAAAAAUAGUUGAAUGGAACGACGAACUUGGGUUUGAGAUCAGGAGUAUUACAGGAACACUUCAUGCACCAGAACAAGGCCAGAGGGAGUAAGCAGAGAAGUAUUGGGAUAAAGAGGAGAGAACGACGAUCAACCUACUGUCAUUCCAGCUUCUGCUAACAAGUUGGUUCAGAUACUGACAUCUGACAUUGUUACAAAGUCUUUUAAUGAAGGCGAAUCAGGAGA